CUAUAUAUAACAACUUCUAAAAGAUGAGGGAGCAUCAAUGUUAAUUGGUGUAAAGAGUAGUAAAUUGUCCAUAGGUUUCCUCCCCAAAAUCAUGAUUUGCAAGUUCAAUUUUUUAGGGUUCAUAAACAUCUUAAAUUUGUUCUAUUGCCAGCGUUGUUCUUCCUGGAUUUCGAUCUCAUUUCAAUACUUUGGAAAUAUCCGGUGUUCUCUAUCCCCGUUUGCUAGAGGAUCUCAAUCAUUGGUUGCUGAAUUUGCUUACGACAGUUAUGACCUAAUUGCCCCUUUUAAUUACGGAUAUUCCUAGUAGUUGGCUCUUAAUUGCUUCGGAAUUAUUGUCAUGAAGAGCGGAAACGAUGAUCAAAGAAUGCUAACAGUACAAGAUUCUGUAGAAACUUCAGUGUCUCCUGCAGCUGAUGAUGUGAAGAAAUAUAGUGCUCAACAAAGAGAAGCUUUACCAGGAGAACCUCAAUGCAUAGAAUGCGGACGAUAUGGGGAAUACAUAUGUGAUGAAACUGAUGAUGAUAUCUGCAGCCUUGAAUGUAAGCAGAAGCUCUUGCUUAAAAUCAAAGAACCCAAGUUGCCUACUAGUCUCAAGCUUCCUCCCAUAAGAUUACCCAUUAGCGAUGAAUGCUUUUAUGUUAGAGAUGGUAAUGAAAAAGGUAAACCAGAUUCCCACUCAUUAACCCCCAACCAAAUGGAAUCGAUUAGACUCAAAUUUGAGAUUAUUGUAAAGGGUACAUGUGUUCCACCUCCAGUGUUGUCUUUUUCUCACUGUAACCUUCCUCAGAAGCUCCUGCAAAACAUCGAAUCUGCAGGGUAUGAAAUCCCAACACCUGUUCAAAUGCAAGCAAUUCCUGCUGCCUUAAAGGGUCAAAGCCUGCUUGUGUCAGCCGAGACUGGUUCAGGAAAAACCGCAUCUUAUUUGAUUCCCACAAUCUCUUUCUGUGCAAAUUUCAGAAAAGAAGAGAAAAAACCAUUAGUGAUGGUGUUGACACCAACUAGGGAGCUUUCCAUACAGGUUGAAGAACAAGCUAAGAUACUCGGAAAAGGUUUGCCUUUUAAAACAGCAUUAGUGGUAGGUGGUGAUGCAAUGCCUAAACAGAUCCAUCGUAUACAGGGUGGAGUAGAAAUGAUUGUUGGGACACCUGGCAGGCUUAUUGAUCUUUUAACCAAAUAUGACAUUGAACUCGACACUGUAUCAAUUUUAGUUAUAGAUGAAGUUGACUGCAUGCUCCAAAGAGGUUUCCGUGAACAGGUGAUGCAGAUUUACAGGGCUCUAUCUCAACCUCAAGUGUUACUAUACUCUGCAACUGUUCCAGUUGAAGUGGAGAAGAUGGGAAGAUCAUUAGCAAAAGAGAUGAAUGUGAUCACUGUUGGAAAGCUAAACAAACCAAAUCAAGCUGUGAAACAGGUGGCUAUAUGGGUUGAGUCGAAAAGAAAGAAGCAAAAGCUUUUUGAUAUAUUUUCCAGCUCACAGCAUUUUAAGCCACCUGUGAUAGUGUUUGUGGGUUCAAGGCUUGGUGCGGAUCUUCUUUCUGAGGGUAUAAGUGUCGCCACAGGGUUAAAAGCUUUGGCUAUUCAUGGAGAGAAGAGCAUGAAAGAAAGGAGAGAAAUUUUGAAUUCUUUUUUAUUAGGGGAGGUUGAGGUUAUUGUGGCAACUGGAAUAUUGGGGAGAGGGAUUGAUCUUUUGCAUGUGAGACAGGUGAUUGUGUUUGAUAUGCCGAAUUCCAUUAAGGAGUAUGUUCAUCAGAUUGGUAGGGCAUCAAGAAUGGGAGUGGAAGGUAAUUCGAUUGUGUUUGUUAAUGAGGAGAAUAAGAAGCUGUUUCCCGAGUUGAUUGGAAUCCUGAAAGCUUCUGGGGCUGUGAUACCUUGGGAGAUUAGCAAUUCAAGAUACUUGGCAAUGGCAGCCCCCAAAGACAACAGAGACAAUAGAAAAAGAAAGCCUGUUUGGUAAACUGUUUUACUUUUGUCUCUGUUGUUUUGUUCAGAUCAGUUGUUGAAAUCAACAACAUAGCUUCUGAGUUCAUAUGAGAAGCUGACACAUCUGAAGAGCAGUGAAGAUUUUGAUAUUGACCACAUGGACCAUUUUUGUGAAUUAAGACGUGCAUUUUCAAACGUGGUUAUUGGCCUGAGUCGUGCAUUGAAGAUUUUGAUAUUUCUACAGCGAUUUCCACAACAGCUAGGACAUGACCCUCUAAGGAUGAUUGAGAGUUUGAGAAGCAUUUUAAAAAGAUGGGAUGGAACAUACGAUUUGAAGAUGAUUGUUACUUUGUUAAUUUUUGAUGAAAAUCCCAUUUUAAUGUUCUAUUUACAACUAAAUUUUAAACUUGUAAAUUAGUUGAUUCAUUUUGUCUUGUAAGUACUUCUGUUUUCAAAUCCCAUACGAUGUUUAUAUUAUCUAAAUACAAUUAAU
Molecule: messenger RNA, 2413 nt
Organism: Lactuca saligna
Lineage: Eukaryota; Viridiplantae; Streptophyta; Magnoliopsida; Asterales; Asteraceae
Source: the annotation of a GenBank genome assembly